Baudoinia panamericana UAMH 10762 is the source of this 1724-nucleotide messenger RNA. RefSeq lists its product as uncharacterized. Bases 60 to 1586 code for a protein of 508 amino acids. The record is from RefSeq and is a predicted model, not a curated record. NCBI's taxonomy places the organism in Eukaryota, Fungi, Ascomycota, Dothideomycetes, Mycosphaerellales, Teratosphaeriaceae. The transcript is spliced from 8 exons.
CGCUGCUUUCAUCUUGACAAAAGCCUCCCGGCAAACGUUGCUUGUUGCACAUAUAAAUAAUGCCCGCGGUGUCCUUACCUCAGCCUCUCAGAAGCAAACUGCAUCUUGUUCCUAUCGAAACGUCGUUCUCGCUUACAAAUUGCACGCCAGACCACAAACAGCCUGAUUUGCCUCAGGCAAAGGAAACAACGGACCAGGAGAAGAGCUACCGUGUGCCGUGGAGCGAAAGUGCUCCUGUCGAAGCUGAGUUCGAAGUCAACGACCGUGUCCGUACGGUCGACAGCAGCGGCAGGCCGCAGUACUGUAAGGUCUCUAAACGCGAGUACAGGAACGGCUUUUGGAGGUACAAGCUGAAGAUCGAGUCGACCGGCAGACCGUACAGCAAUGGGGCGUGGAUCAAGGAAGGAGACGUUACUAGUAACGAGGGAGCUCCAGUCCACGUGGUGGAACCUGCAAGCCACCAAUACUUUUACGAGAUGUCGGACGAUGCUAUCAAGUCCAAAAUUCAUGAGAAGCCCGAUGAGCCUCUGUCGCCAGAUAGUGCAAAUACACCAGGCGAUGUCGAGUCCGGAAAGCUUUCAGAGCGGAAGAACAUGUGGCUGCUCCGUAUUCUCUUGAAGAGCUCGGCCGACGGUGAUCGACAAUUGCGGCCACCGGAUCAGUAUACGUCAUUGCCAAUACCUUUGAACCACAGCUCCAAAGGCUAUGAUCAGGUAGCUGUGUUCCAAGCCAGCGACCGGAACUUCUUGCAAUACCGCGGCUUUGGGGUUCUACACUGUCGGGUAUUGUCAGUGCUGGAGAACGAACUGAGUCUCCUAGGUCUGGGACUGGAGAAGCACAAUGCCUGGGAUCGAGGCCACGGUAAGGAUGCCAAGCUGGAGAACCAAUGGAGGGAUGAAAUUCAGUCGCCAAAGGACUUCGCAGCAGGGUUCUAUCCGCCUGACAUAAAAUGCACUCAUCCAGAUCUCCUGCGCAAACUGUGCAGCAAGUUGAUUCAGUACGAUGAGUUACUGCUCAAAACUAAAGAAACCAUGGCUUUGCAACGACCGGCCAAUCGGGACUAUGAGACCGUUCGCACGUGGUUCCGCGACCAUGAGCCAGUCAUACAGAAGGAAGCAGCUUUUAUUCGUUGGAAAGAAGACAUCGUCACUCUUCGUAAUAGGCGGGAGAGCUCAGGCUUCGACGGAUUCAUCGAACAUUGUCUUUCCGGACUCGAUGGCUUUCGUCGCAAGUGCUUCGGGCGGAGCUGGAUUCAGAAUAUGUCCCUGACGGCGGAACUGCGCAAGAAGUGCACAGAUGGCGAUAUCCACUAUUUCUCGCCAGCCCGGGUCGAUGCGCUCGUCAACAUCAUUAUCACUAUUGCAGUAUUUGCCUUGCCCGUGUUGCCUGUUGUAAUCCUGUACAAAGUCAUGAACAUGGGCCGCCGGCAGAGUCCGCUAGAUGCGAUUGGCGUGUUGAUCGUGUUGAUAUUCGGCAUGGCGAUCUCGUCGCUAACCACUGCGAAAAGGGCUGAGCUCUUUGGCGCAUCGGCGGCUUAUUGUGGCAUCCUUGUGGUGUUUCUCGGAAACACUGGGAUCAAUCAGUAAAGAUCGUGGCCGGUCAUGGUCGGUAGAGCAGCGAUGAGUAGUGAGACGUCCAGCGGAGUUGUGUGUACCGAGCCUAGCCCCUUGACUACCCGGGUAGGACAUCUGGGCUGCAGUGGAGCACUACAUGGAGCAAUUGUA